Molecule: messenger RNA, 3516 nt
Organism: Drosophila navojoa
Lineage: Eukaryota; Metazoa; Arthropoda; Insecta; Diptera; Drosophilidae
Gene: Kank
Product: KN motif and ankyrin repeat domain-containing protein 2 kank
Biological process (GO): negative regulation of actin filament polymerization
Cellular component (GO): cytoskeleton; cytoplasm
Molecular function (GO): protein binding
Source: RefSeq, a predicted model, not a curated record
UGCAAUGGCAGCCGCCUUGACUGCCAGCUGAAUGUGCUCUUAAUUGCUUAGCUGCUUUUGUUCGAAAUAAUUGUGCUAUUAACAAACUAAAAAUCAAAGUCAACCAACAACAACAACAACAAAAACAACAAUGUUUGCCACAGCCAGCGAUACAUUGCGGAACAAGGAGACAACUCGAAAGAUCAAAACAAAGUCGACGACGUCAAGGCAAAGUCCAUUGAAAACCUGGUGGAAUGAUUACUCCUGCAUGGCUGGCAAUCGCUCGCCGCGCUCGAGCACGCCGCAUCUCUUCCAGCGCUCGAACACGCUGCCUCUGCAGCAGCGGCCCAGCCCCGGCGAGGUGCAGUACGAGAGCUAUGUGCUGGCCACGGUGGCGGCCAAUGCCAAGUCGCCGGUGGAGCAGCUGGAGCAGGUCAAGGGCGCGCCACCGCCGCCGCCGCCGCGUCGCCAUCAUCUGACGGCCACGCCCAAAAGCACAAAGGAGACAAAUGGACACGACUCUGCCAGUCCGCUGCAGUCGCCCGCCAGCUCCGAGGCUGGCCAGACCACGGCGGAUGCGCAGGCACUCUGCCAGAUACGCGAGCAAAUGGCGUUGAGCCUGAAGCGACUGAAGGAUCUGGAGGAACAGGUCAAGGUCAUACCUGACAUGGAGCUGGAGCUGAAUUCACUGCGCUCUGAGAAGCAGCGGCUGCAGCGCCGCAACGAGGAGCUGCUGCGCAGCCAGCGCCAGACGCCGUCGCCGCCCAGUCCGGGCGUCAAGAACGGCUCACCCGUGCAGUUUACGCCGCAGCGCAUCAGUCCCGUUUCGCUGGAGAGCUUGGGCGCGCGCAUGCGCAGCAGCUCCAGCUCGCCGAGCAUCAUACGACGCGAUGUGGCCACGCAGGCAGCGGGCAAGGCGGUAGCCACGCGGGAUGCGGCCGUGGGCGCCCAGCUGAGCGUGCGGCAUGUGGGCACGCAGCAGGCGGAGGCGAUCUACUCACAGGCGGAGCUGAAGCAGCGGAUCGAGCAGGCGAUCGGCGAGCGGAGGCAACAGCGGCUCAGGCAGCUCAUCUCGGUGGGCACCCAGAUGUAUGUGCCGCAGCGCGAGCAGCGGGAGAAGGGCAUGCAGACGGUGCCGGAGCGGCCGGUGCUCAAGCACAAUGUGAGCAUCAGCGCCAAGCCCGCGACGAGGGAGAGCUUCACCAGCUGCCAGCCGGAGGUGCGCAGCGUGGGCAGCUCGGAGCAUCGCAUCACGGACGUGCUCUGCGAGAAGUGUGCCAUCAGCAAGCGCAGCGUCAGCGUCAGCUGCGGCACCGAGGAGCCGCUGGAGAAGCCGAGGCCAGCGGCCCAGCUGCUGCCGGGACGCAGCAACACCUUCAGUCUGGGCGAGCACGAGCAGCUGGCGAUCAAGCGCAAGGCCAUCGGCUGUCAGACGCUACCCACUCCAGUCCACUCGGCAUCGAGCCAGACCACAGCAGCCACCGUGCGCUCGACCGGAGCUCAGGUCAUGCCGGAGCAGCAGCAGAUGUCCACCCAAUGCGCGCCCGUGGAGGCGACCAGCCGGCAGACGGACACCAACGGCCUGCAGCGACUCACACGCAGCAGCGUCAAGGCCGAGCAGCUGAUGGCGCCACUCGUGCGACCCGCGACCUGCCACACGGGCAGCAACACCGAGCCGCAGCCAUUGCCCAAGCCGGAGCGCCUCACGGUUCACUCCGCCUGCAACACGGAGCAGGUGCGCAAGCGGGACGUCGGCUGUGGCGACAUCGUCAAGCCGCACAUCUCGAUCGCCUGUGCGGCCAACUACUGUGAUUCCUGCAAGGAGGCCAUCCAGGUGCUGGCCAAGGACUUCUCGAAAGCGGAGACCAGCGACUUGGCUCCCGUCUCCCCAACAGCUGCAGCAGCAGCGCCCGCAGCUACUCCCUCAGCCACCUCCACGGUGCGCCGCUCCUCCUCGGCGGACUCACGCAUACCGCGCCCCAAACAUCUCACUAGUCCCAGUCCGGUGCGCAAGCAGUUCCAGCGGCAGAAUACUUACACGCUGCCAACGGCCGCAGGAGCAGCAGCGCCUCCCAAGAGUCCAAAGGCGGAACGUAAAACGCUUCUCAGCUCGCUGCAGGAGAAGCCGCCGAGCGCUGCGCUGGACGCGUCGCCGGAGUCUCAGAGCUUUAUCAAACAGCCGUCCAGUAAGUCGACCGCCACGUCUAAGGAUCUGGACUUCACCCAGAUGGGCGACGACGAGUUGAUUGUGCGCGAGGAGAAGCGUGUCAGCAUUAGCUGGUCACGCGAUGCCUCGCCCGCGCCGCUGAUGACAUCCUCGGCCAACACGACGACCAGCAGCAAGUCCGCCUCGCCGGAGCAAGCGUCCAGUGACUCCAACGUGGAGCGCGAGAUAUCGCAGGGCGCGCGCAAGAAGUCCAGCACGCCGCUCAAGUCUAGUCAAAGCGAGGGCUCCCAGGUGACCGUCAUCGAGCGGAAGACAGAGGAUGCGGAGCCCGACAGCACCAAGGAGGAGCGCCCGCCUACCAAGGCACAGCUGCAUCAGCUCGCCCAGGCGCCAACGGAGCCCAGGCAAAAAUCUGAGCUGGCCAAGGAGCUGAAGGAGGCCCUCAAGGUGAUCAAUGAUUCGCUGCUGAAGAAACUGGGCUCUCGGCCAAUCACUUCGUUCAGCCUGAAGACAUCCAAGGCCACCAUUAGCGACCACUGGUUUCGCAUAUCCAGCACGGCCACAUCCAAUCCCCACGAGGUGGAGGAUUACUUGGACUACUUUGAAUCUCUGUCGGUGCCACUCUUGGAGUACUGUGUCAAUCUCUCCGAUAGCAAUGGCAACACGGCCAUGCACUAUGCGGUCUCGCAUGGCAACUUUGACGUCGUAUCCAUACUGCUGGAUUCCAAGGUUUGCAAUGUAAACCAAAUGAAUAACGCGGGAUACACGUGCGUCAUGCUCGUCUCGUUGGCCAAGCUGAAGCAGGCGGCGCAUCGGACAGUCGUGGAGCGACUGUUUCAGAUGGCCGAUGUCAACAUACGAGCCAAGAAGCACUGCCAAACCGCAUUGAUGCUAGCUGUGUCGCAUGGUAACAGCGACAUGGUCGAAAUGCUGCUCGAGGCCGGCGCCGAUAUCAACAUACAGGAUGAGGAUGGCAGCACGGCGCUGAUGUGCGCCGCCGAGCACGGCCGUGUGGACAUUGUGAAGCAUUUGUUGUCGCAGCCGGAAUGCGACUCGCUGGUCCAGGAUGUGGAUGGCAGCACGGCCUUCAAGAUCGCCUGGCAGGCCGGACAUCGCGACGUGGGCCUGCUGCUGUACGUGCACGAGCAGAUGCUGCGCAGCAAGCUGCCCAAUCGCGGGGAGCCCGUGCGCAAGUCUCUGCCCUUGCCCGCGCGCCCCAAGCAGCCAAAGUGAGGCGCUGCCAUUUUUGUAUUAGCGGCCAAAAUGUCGAACAAAACGUUAGUGGUAAGAUUUUGAAUUAGCAUUUCGUAGCGCUGCCUAGGGAAAAUAGCUAAAAAGAAAAACGCAUUCCAUAUCGGUCAAGCAUAACU